This is a messenger RNA of Cydia strobilella, 1270 nucleotides long. Its product is annotated as retinol dehydrogenase 11-like. Bases 195 to 1250 code for a protein of 351 amino acids. Lineage: Eukaryota; Metazoa; Arthropoda; Insecta; Lepidoptera; Tortricidae. The transcript has 2 exons. The record is from RefSeq and is a predicted model, not a curated record.
CGUCAGUUCAGUCUCGCUAGAAGAGCGAUAAACACAGCUUUAUCAAACCUUGCGAAUAAAUUGCAAAGUCCAACUCGAAACGUGUAACGGUACAAUAAGAAUACAAACACGCCAGGGAGAAAGCGUCGAUCGGUGAAAGCAAGCAACGCCAGUGUGAACCCCGCGUCGCGACGAACGGACGAAAUAACCUCAAAAUGUCGCUCGCGAUCAUAUCCGCGGUCAUCGCUACAAGUGCCUGCGUUUAUUGGUACAUGAACCGACACAAACCGAUAAAGCACAUUUUAUGGGAGCUCCGCUACAAUUUGGACAUGCAGGGCGCGGGCUUCGGCGGCCUUAUCGACGACUGGGUUAAUAUGACAAGGAACAAAAUAGUGUUGCCAGACGCAGAUAAGAGAAUCGCCGUGAUAACAGGCGGAGCGCGCGGCAUAGGCACUGAAGUCGUCCGUGGAUUAUUGAAAGCGAACAUGAUCGUGAUUAUGGGAAUUAGAAAACCUGAAUUAGCGAAAAAACUGGCGGAACAAUUCGAAAAUGGGGAAAAUUUGCACGCAUUCCAAUUGGAUUUAUUAUCUCUAAAAUCAGUGAAAGAUUUUGCUGAUGCAGUUUUCAGGAAGUUCCCUGAGAUUCAUAUUUUGGUAAAUAACGCUGGCAUAAUGUUUGGAGAUUAUAAACUGACGGAAGACGGCUUGGAGACCCAGUUAGCUGUCAAUCAUCUUGGACAUUUUUAUUUGACACAUCUAUUGUUGCCAGCCCUGAAAAAGGGCGGGAAUGUUGGGGAAUGCUCAAGAGUAGUAAAUGUGUCAUCCUGCGCCCAUUAUCCGGGGAAGAUAUACUUUGAGGACAUAAAUUCGGAACACUAUUAUGACACAUCAGCUGCCUACUCACAGUCAAAACUGGCACAGUUGAUGUCAGCAAGGUAUAUUAACAAGAUUUUAGAAGAAAACGGCGACAGAGUAAGAUGCUACUCCGUACACCCUGGGAUAGUGGACACAGAUUUGUUCAACGGCACCUUGUUUAGGAGAGUAUUUCCAUGGGCGAUGAAAUUAUUCUUCAAAAGCCCGGAAAAAGGAGCGGUAUCUAUUCUACAUGCGUGUUUCAACAAAGACUUGGAGAAGAAAGGGGGUUUAUACAUCAGCAAUUGUGUUGAAGGCAUUAGUAACAAGUUCUCCAAAAAUGUGGACCAUCAGAAAAAACUGUUUGAAAUGUCUUGUGACCUAGUCAAAAUAGAUAAAGAUAGUUUUGGUAUGGCAUAAAUGUCAUUAAUUAAGUUUUU